AUGACCGAAGUCGCUACUCAGCCAGGUCUUCCUCCGCAAGCGGGUUCUUCCGACCUGAAGCCUUAUGUUCAUGUCCCGGAGACGAAAUACGAUCUCGACUGGGCUGAUCUCGUCACCCUCGACCUCUCCCUGUAUGACGUGCCUGGAGGCAAGCAGAAAUUGGCGGAACAGCUGAGAGAUGCAGUGCAAAACAUAGGAUUCUUCUACAUCACCAACUUCGGACUCAGCCAGGAAGAAAUCGACCGGCAGUACGCCAUUGGCAAAGAGCUGUUCGAACUGCCUGUGGAAGAGCGGCUCAAACACCGCGCGGACCUCGAGGCCGGAAACUACAACGGCUACCGGCCGCUGGGAGCCAUUGAACUGUUCCCAGGCCUCCGGGACAAUGUCGAGCUGUACAACGUGUUCAAGUUCAUCCCGAAAUACCAGCGCUCGCACCCGGACGUCAUCCUGCGGCACUACGCCGAGAUCGAGCGCUUCCAUCGGUUCGUCCACGAGAACAUCGUCUACAAGCUGCUCCGGAUCAUCGCCACUCUGCUCGAGCUGCCGGAAGAUUAUCUCGUCAACGGCCACCGCUACGAGGGUAGCAGCGACUGCCACCUGCGGUACAUGAUCUACCGCGCGCGGACACCCGAGGAGAAUGAGAAGUACAACAACAUCAUGACGCGGGGCCACACGGACUUUGGCAGUCUGACGCUGCUGUUCCGGCAGCCCGUGGCGGCGCUGCAGAUCAAGGCGCCGGACGGCAGCUGGAAGUGGGUGAAGCCCCUGGAGAACGCCAUCACGGUGAACAUCGCCGACGCGCUGCAAUUCUGGACCAACGGGUUCCUGAAGAGCAGCAUCCACCGGGUGAUCGCGCCGCCGCCGGACCAGGCGCACAUUGACCGUCUGGGAGUGCUCUACUUCGUCCGGCCGGAGGAUGGGCUGGAUCUGAAGACGGUCGACAGCCCGCUCCUCCGACGGCUGGGCCUGAAGAAAGACGACGAGGACGGCGAGGGCGAUGGCAUCAAGGCGGGCGACUGGGUGCGCGGGAGAGUGCAGAAGAACUGGGACAAGCCACCGGCAGACAAGACGGAGAACUUUCAACUGGGCAAUGCGAAGGCGAGGAUAUUCCACGAGUAG
Rasamsonia emersonii CBS 393.64 is the source of this 1119-nucleotide messenger RNA. Its product is annotated as Gibberellin 20-oxidase. Gene Ontology annotation, molecular function: dioxygenase activity. NCBI's taxonomy places the organism in Eukaryota, Fungi, Ascomycota, Eurotiomycetes, Eurotiales, Trichocomaceae. The coding region runs from base 1 to 1119 and encodes 372 amino acids. The record is from RefSeq and is a predicted model, not a curated record. The transcript has 3 exons.